AUGGAUAUGACAGAGAAACCUGGUGUUGCAGCACCAUUUAUGACCGCGUGGAAUGUGGAAGCUCAUACCCACUUGAUCAUUGGUGCCAAUCCCCUAGCUGCCGCGAGAUGCUCGAAGAGUCUGGAGGCGGGAGCCCACCCGAUAAUUAUCGCGCCAGAGACAGCGAAUCUUCACUUCACUCUAGUGGAGCAGAUUGCCAGUGGAAAAGCACAAUGGCUACGCCGCGAAUUUCAAGAUGAGGAUUUAACUACAUUGGGCCGCGCAGAAGUUGAUGGGGUGGUAGACAUGGUAUUCGUAACUUCAAGUGGCAGUCAUGAUAUAAGCUCUCAUAUUUCUAAGCUGUGUCAACGGUUACGCAUUCCAGUCAAUGUGUCGGAUGCACCCAAGUUGUGCUCAUUUACCUUACUUUCAACUUAUUCAGAUGGCCCACUUCAUGUCGGCAUCACAACAUCUGGUCGUGGAUGCAAACUUGCAUCUCGUUUACGAAGAGAAAUCGCCGCUUUUCUCCCCGCCAAUCUCGGUCCUGCAAUUGAUCGACUUGGGGCUAUGCGACGUCAAUUAUGGGAAGAAGAUCAUGCCGCCGGGCUUACGGAUGUAGCUCUUGAAUGCGAUGACGAUGACAUUACAGGCCAGAAACACACAUUCAAUAAUCUCGUCACGGAGGACGAUGUUGCUGCUGCAAGAACCAGAAGAACACGUUGGCUCUCCCAGAUAUGCGAAUAUUGGCCUCUUCGAAAGCUUGUCUCUCUGACCGAUACGGAUAUAAAUGGAAUUCUCCUGGCAUAUUCAUCAAGCCAGGUUAAUAAGCUAGAAGAAACUGUCACGACCGGCAUUUCGAAACUGGGGAAGAUUGUACUCGCUGGUUCCGGUCCGGGACAUCCAGAUCUUCUCACACGAGCUACUUAUAACGCAAUUCAAAGGGCCGACAUUAUUCUCGCCGACAAACUUGUCCCGGCCCCAGUUCUAGACCUUAUUCCUCGCAGGACAGAAGUUCAUAUUGCUCGCAAAUUCCCCGGAAACGCAGACCAAGCACAAGAAGAGUUUCUACAAAUGGGUCUUGCCGCCCUCCAAAAAGGCAAGCAAGUACUCCGGCUAAAGCAAGGAGAUCCAUACCUUUACGGUCGUGGAGCAGAAGAGUUUGAGUUCUUCCGAGGAGAAGGGUAUAUUCCACUCGUCCUUCCGGGUAUUACUAGCGCGAUGAGCGCAUCUCUAUUCGCUGAUAUUCCCGCGACGCAUCGUGGAGUGUCAGAUCAAGUAUUAGUCUGUACGGGUACUGGGAGGAAAGGUGCUGCACCACAACCUCCAACAUAUGUUCCAACCCAAACUGUUGUGUUUCUAAUGGCACUACAUCGGAUUUCCGCCCUGAUUGAGUCUCUGACAUUACCUUCUGAUGAUAUCAUACAGCCACGAGUUCUCUGGCCGAAGGAAACACCGUGCGCCAUUAUUGAGAGAGCAUCAUGCCCUGACCAGAGGGUCAUUCGGUCUACCUUGGAACACAUUUGUCAAGCAUUUGAGGCCGCCGGCUCACGGCCGCCGGGGCUGUUGGUAGUUGGGGCCAGUUGCCACGUCUUGCACCAGCCCAUUGGACAAAGAUGGAUCAUUGAGGAAGGCUUUGAUGGGUUAGAAGAGCUCCAUGGAGAUUUGGAUGCCACUGGGCUUCUGAUUGAUCAAGUUGUGAAAUAA
Molecule: messenger RNA, 1683 nt
Organism: Penicillium angulare
Lineage: Eukaryota; Fungi; Ascomycota; Eurotiomycetes; Eurotiales; Aspergillaceae
Product: putative siroheme synthase
Exons: 2
Coding region: 1-1683 (560 amino acids)
Biological process (GO): sulfate assimilation; siroheme biosynthetic process
Molecular function (GO): uroporphyrin-III C-methyltransferase activity
Source: RefSeq, a predicted model, not a curated record